This is a messenger RNA of Salmo salar (Atlantic salmon), 1708 nucleotides long. RefSeq lists its product as uncharacterized. Gene Ontology annotation, molecular function: DNA-binding transcription factor activity; RNA polymerase II cis-regulatory region sequence-specific DNA binding. Gene Ontology annotation, biological process: regulation of transcription by RNA polymerase II. NCBI's taxonomy places the organism in Eukaryota, Metazoa, Chordata, Actinopteri, Salmoniformes, Salmonidae. The record is from RefSeq and is a predicted model, not a curated record.
AAGGUCACAGUUAUCGAAGAUGGUGGGGUGUUGACAAUAAGACAGAUAUUCUUACCAAUAUUAGUAUUUAUUGAACAAGCUGGGUAAAACAUUUUUUUAAAGGUUUUUAAUCAUCAUAAUAGUUCUACAGUAAUUGUGACCGGUAAAAAAAAAAACAAGGGUUUAAAAUGUCUGAGACGAGUGUUUUACGUCAACGGAUAAGCUCUGUCAUGGACAUUCUAACCUCCGCUGCCGUGACAGAGAUUUGCAAAUUAGUAGAGGAUUGCUGUGGAGCGUUAAGUGUAGAAGUCUCUCAAAGCAAAGAGCAAAUCAAAAUGCUAGAGAAGCAACUCAGCCUGACCGAGUCGAGGUACAGGUCGGUGAGUUGCAAAGAAGGGCAGACGCCCGGCUCACCAAUAAACAACAGUCCUUCCGGCAAUUCCCCCGCGGCCAAUGCGGAUGAUGCGGACGACACUCACGAUGACAAAGAUUUUCAGCAGUUCAUUGUCUCUGAAGUGGAGUUUCACCCUGAGCAGCAGCAUUGUAAGCAGGAGUUGAGCCCCAGUCUGGGGCAAGAUGAGUGGAACCCCAUACACAUUAAAGAGGAACAGGAGGAAUUCAGGAUCAUCCAGGAGGAGGAAGACUCUGUUUUCACUCCUGCCUGGGUGAAAAGUGACUAUGAUCAGUACCCAACUCAGUCCUCACAAACCCAAAGUGAAGAAUACAAAAACAGAAUGGCCUCAACUGAACAGAUCAAAACAGAACCUAAGGAAGAUAAUUCCUCAGAGCCAACCAGUGACUGUCAGUCCCAGUGCAAAUUGAAGAAGACAUGGACAGAAAUAGGACAAAGCUCAAAGGGUAGAAAAACCAUGGCUCUAAGGUCACCAGUGCAAAGGAGUCACACAGAAGAGAAACCAUUUUGCUGUAGUGAUUGUGGUGAACGUUUCACUCAGAUGGGAAAACUGGAUGCUCAUAGGAAGGCCCACAAAGGAAAGAAACCGCAUCGCUGUGAUGAAUGUGGCAAAUGUUUUACUCAAGUUGGGUAUCUGAACUAUCACAGAAAAACUCACACAGGGGAGAAACCUCAUCGCUGUCAUGAUUGUGGCAAAUGUUUCUAUCGAGUUGGUGAUCUGACACUUCAUAUGAGGAUUCACACAGGGGAAAAACCACUUUGCUGCCAGGUCUGUGGCAAAUGUUUUGCUCGUCCUAGUAAUCUGAGGUCUCACAUUAGGAUUCACACAGAGAAAUGUUAUUGCUGUCAUUAUUGUGGCAAAUAUUUUCGUCGUAAAGAUAGUCUGACCACGCAUAUGAGGAUUCACACAAGGGAAAUCAUAUAAUUGUUGCUAUAGUAGCAGAUCUUUCAGCACUGGUGGUAGUCACAUGAGUUCAUAUGAGGAUAAAUCCCAUGAACUAUAAACUAUAUCGCUGUCAGGAUUGUUGUAAAUGUUUCAAUAAUUGUUCGAAUAUGAGGAGACCAAGGGGAGGAACCACAUGCUACCAUGACUGGCAAAUAUUUCCUAACUGCCUUUCUUUAACAUUAGCUAGGUUUCCAUCCAAUUGGCAAUAGAUAUUAAUGUGACUAUUCUCAAAUCUGCAUAAAGAAAAUAUGCGCGUGUUUCCACCAAGCAGACUUGUUGUUGAUUAAAAAUCCGUGUGUGAUGACGUGGUGCACACAAUGUACAUUUUGGCCUAAGUUUUCAUGUACCGAAUAAAAAUCUAACUCUGCGAA